Molecule: messenger RNA, 771 nt
Organism: Salvia splendens (bonfire salvia)
Lineage: Eukaryota; Viridiplantae; Streptophyta; Magnoliopsida; Lamiales; Lamiaceae
Exons: 2
Coding region: 1-771 (256 amino acids)
Source: RefSeq, a predicted model, not a curated record
AUGUCAUCAAGUUUUAAUUUUGAAGCUUUCAAUCUUCUUGAAGACAAUGAAUGGGAUGAAAAAAUUGUUAAACAAAAUCAGCAAUUCGAUCAACUAAUCGAGGAUAUAGCUAUUUGGCCAACAACCUUGCCUUCACCACUUGCAACCCAGACGGCUAGAGCUAAAAGGAGAUACAUUGAAAGGAAACGCGAAGAGGGUCAUGAUACUAUUUUCGAGCAGUACUUUGCUGAAGAUCCAAUCUAUCCUCCAGAUUUUUUUCGAACAAGGUAUCGCAUGCGAAAACCAUUGUUCGAAAAAAAAAUGAAUAAGCUCAUCGACACCGACAACUUUUUUGUGCAAAAGCGUGAUGCUACUGGUCGACUUGGUAUGUCUGCAAUUCAGAAAUGUACAACAGCGAUGAGGAUGUUGGCCUACGGGGCAGCGGCCGACUUGCACGACGAAUAUUUGAGAAUGAGCGCACAACUCAUUCGCAAAUCUCUCAUCAAGUUCGUUGAAGGUGUAAUUUCUAACUUCGGCGAUGAGUACUUGCGAAAGCCCAACGAAGAAGACUUGGCAAGACUUCUGCAUAUUGGAGAACAACGUGGGUUUCCAGGUUCGAGAAAUGAUAUUAACGUGCUUGAUCAAUCUCCUGUUUUUGAUGAUAUUUUGGAAGGUCGAGCACCGAAGGUCAAUUACAUAGUAAAUGGCCACGAAAAAAAUAUAGGAUAUUAUCUCACUGAUGGCAUAUAUCCUCAAUGGGCGGCAUUUAUCAAAUCUAUCCCAGGUCCAUAA